This is a messenger RNA of Limulus polyphemus (Atlantic horseshoe crab), 950 nucleotides long. RefSeq names its product protein Wnt-8b-like. The record is from RefSeq and is a predicted model, not a curated record. The coding region runs from base 90 to 950 and encodes 286 amino acids. Gene Ontology annotation, molecular function: cytokine activity; frizzled binding. Gene Ontology annotation, biological process: multicellular organism development; canonical Wnt signaling pathway; cell fate commitment. Gene Ontology annotation, cellular component: extracellular region. The transcript has 5 exons. Lineage: Eukaryota; Metazoa; Arthropoda; Merostomata; Xiphosura; Limulidae.
UUUUUAGGUCCCUCAGCAACCUUCUCCUGGCCGGAACAAAGGCAAGCCUGGUUUUCUCAGAGAGUGUGGCUAUUGGUGCACAAAUAGGAAUGGAAGAAUGCCAGAAACAAUUUGUAUGGGAUCGCUGGAACUGUCCUAGAAACGCCUUUACCCUCUUUGACAAAAGUGACACUCAACCAGCUAACCAAGAGAUGGCGUUUGUGCAUGCUAUCAUCAGCGCAGCCAUCGUGCACACUGUGACAAGGAAUUGCAGCCUUGGACAUUAUGAAAACUGUCAUUGUGAUAAUAGUAAAAAGGGAACGAUAGGCGCUAAUGGAUGGACCUGGGGUGGUUGCAGUGACAAUGUGCGGUUUGGAGAGCAAGUGUCCAAAGGGUUUUUGGAUACUCGUGAAAGGGGCCACGAUGUAAAGGCUUUAGUAAAUCUUCAUAACAAUGAUAUUGGCCGAAAGGUUGUGAGAAACACGAUGAAACGAAUUUGCAAAUGCCAUGGAGUUUCAGGAAGUUGUGCCACACAAACGUGUUGGAUGAGAUUGGCCGACUUCAAUGUAAUUGGAGAUCGUUUAAAACAAGCCUAUAAUAAAGCACAGCAAGUAGAUUAUGAGUACAACAGGCUCAACUACGGAAAAGAGCGUCGCAACAUAGAUACAGGCCCUUCGAAUUUUCCCAAAAAACAUCUCGUCUACAUAGAGAGUUCACCAGAGUAUUGCUACACCAACGACACUGCAGGAUCCCAUGGGACGGAGGGGAGAGAGUGUUCCAGAAGGAAAGGUAAACAUGUGCCCAGAGAGGAAAGAAGAAGCUGUAAGAACUUAUGUCGUCAAUGUGGGCUGCGCGUGAGAAAGAAAGUUCUCCAUGUUGAAUCCAGUUGCAAUUGUAAAUUUCACUGGUGCUGUGAGGUGAAGUGUGACGUGUGUCGGAAGAAAGUCAAGCAGUUUGUAUGCCAUCGAUAA